CCUCACUCUCAGCCUCACUAACAUGGAGAUGGUCGUCUUUGAAAAUGAACCUGAAGUCUUGAUGGAAAACAUCUCUAAUAAAGGCCACAGAGACACAUCUGCAGCACCAGGUCUGAAGCUGUACAGGUGUGUUGCUGUGUCUUUUGGUCUCCUCUGCAUCCUUCAGGUUGCUCUCAACAUUUCCUUGAGACUUUCUCUCAACUGUGAAGCCAGGACCAAACAGCUGACUGAAGAGAGAGAUGAGCUGAAGGGGAAGCUGAAUGACUCCAUUUUAGGUCAUGAAGCCGAGAUAAAAAUCCUGACUGGACAGAAAGAUGAGCUGAAGAGGAGACUGGAUGACAUAAAUCAACUUCUUAAAGAGGGAUGGAAGUAUUUCUGUUCCAGCCUCUAUUACGUUUCCUCCACCAGGAAAACCUGGCAGAAGAGUCGAAAUGACUGUCUGAGCAGAGGGGCUGACCUGAUGAUUAUAGACAGCCGAGAAGAACAGGACUUCUUAAGAAGACUUUCCAAGGAAAUGUGGAUUGGACUGACUGAUGGCGCACAGGAGGGGACGUGGCGAUGGGUGGACGGGACUCUGCUGAACACAAGCUACUGGAUCCCUGGACAGCCCGAUAAUAACGACAAGGGUAAAGAGGAAAAUUGUGCAGAGAUUCAUAUAUGUGGCAGCUGGAAUGACAAGUCAUGUGGCCUUCAAAACCACUGGAUCUGUGAGAAGAAAGUGGCUCCAUAAGUCAGCAUCCCAGGUUGAUGUUGAGCUCUUCAUCAGAUGAGAUCAAAUCAGAUACGAGGGAGAACCGAAAAAAAAAACGGACACUGGUCAUAAUGUUUCUUUUGUUUUAUUUUAACAAUUAUUCAAAGCUGUCACCUUCAAAGUAAUCCCCACUGGUUUGAAUACACCGUUGCAUCCGUGUUUUCCAGGUUUCAAAGGUGUUUGAAAACUCGUGCGUAUUGAUCCCGUUCAGUGCAUCUUUCAAUUUUUGUUUAACCUCCUCGACGUCCUCAAAUCUCCACCCCUUCAGCUCUUUUUUCAUUCUUGGGAAGAGAAAAAAAUCACAUGGUACUAAGUCCGGCGAAUAGGGUGGAUGAGCCAGCAGGGUCAUCCCGUUUUUCGCCAGGAACUGCGUUACGCGCAGGGCCCGGUGCGCCGGCGCGUUAUCGUGGUGCAGCCACUACUCACCAUCCCGCCAAAGCUAUGGAUGCUUCUGCCUCACUGCUUCUUGGAGCCGCCUCAGGACUUGGAUGUAGUGGUCCUGGUUAACAGACUGCCCAGGCGGCACAAAUUCGCGGUGGACUACCCCUUUUGCGUCGAAAAAGCAGAUCACCAUGGCUUUUACCGCUGACCGGGACUGGCGCACUUUUUUCGGCUGAGGGGAGUCCGGGUGUCGCCUCUGGCUCGAUUGCUGCUUCGUCUCGAGAUCGUAGGCGUGAUGACUUUGUCCAGCAGCCCAGGAUCCUCUUCAAUGUGCUGGAGGAUUUUCCGGCACACAUCCGCGCAGGCCGCCUUCUGCUCCGGAGUGAGGACGCGUGGAACCAUCUUCGCUGCGACCCACCGCAAGCCCAAAUCCUGGGACAGGAUCUUCUGACAGGAACUCCACUGAACCCCCAUCAAGGUGGACACCUCCCCGAUCGUCCUUCGCCUGUCAGCCAAGACCACGGCUUCCACCUCGCGGAUCUUUUCCUGCGUGCAUGAGAUUUUGGGUUGUCCGGAGCAGGGCUGGUCUUCAAUGGACAUUUCGCCCCUUUUAAAGCGCCCAUACCAUUCAAAAACCUGUGUUCUCCCCAGGACACCAUCUUUAUCCUCUGUGAAAUUACAGACCCAUUUCCAACCUCCCCUUCAUCUCCAAAAUCCUUGAAAGAAUUGUUUCCAACUCCACAACCAUCUUAAAUCAAACAAUAUGUAUGAGAAAUUCCAAUCCAGUUUCCACCCUUCUCACAGCACAGAGACAGCUCUCAUCAGAGUCACAAAUGACCUUCUGAUGACCUCUGACUCCGGCUCCACCUCCCUUCUCAUCCUUCUCGACCUCUCUUUUGCAUUUGGUAAUGAUGAUCACCACAUCCACCUUCAUCGCCUCCAACAUGACAUCGGCAUCACUGGCACUGCCCUCCAAUGGUUUCACUCUUACCUCUCAGGAAGGACCGAGUUGGUAGCCCUGGUGGACAAUAAAUCCCACCCCCACAACGUCACCUGUGAAGUCCCCCCAGGGCUCUGUCCUCGGUCCAACCCUCUUCACCGUCUACAUGCUCCCCCUCGGUCGUGUCGUCAGCAGGCAUGGAAUACAAUUCCACUGCUAUGCUGACGACACUCAACUCUACCUCAAGGUCAGGACUGGGCUCAGGACCAUGGGCGACAGGACCUUUGAGGCUGUGGCUCCCCGUUUGUGGAACGCCCUCCCCGACCACCUCAGGGCUCCACAGACGGUGGACUCUUUCAAAAAAGGGCUGAAAAACGUUUUAUUUCAUAUUGCUUUUUCAGAUUGAUUUUACUGCUGACUGCCUUUACUGUUUUAAUUGUCUUACUGUUUUUAUUGUCUUUAUCAUUGUUUAUUUUUUGUCUUCUUGACUGUGCACUUUGAGAUUUGCCCACAAAUGCAAAAUGCAUUAUAAAUAAAAUCCAUUGUUAUUAUUAUCAUUAUUAUAACCUAUUGUCAGGAUCUGAUUAUAAAUAGAAGAGUAACAUCUACAAGAUUUAGAUCUGCAGUUUAGUCGAUAUCAGAAUCAUUUGUGUUUAUUUAAAUAAAAAAGGAAACUCAG
Molecule: messenger RNA, 2751 nt
Organism: Salarias fasciatus (jewelled blenny)
Lineage: Eukaryota; Metazoa; Chordata; Actinopteri; Blenniiformes; Blenniidae
Product: CD209 antigen-like protein C
Exons: 7
Coding region: 23-730 (235 amino acids)
Source: RefSeq, a predicted model, not a curated record